GCGUGUCUGUGGAAAUAGAAAGAGCUGGAUGUAAUGUGACACUGGAGCUGAGAGAUCAUGAGAGAACACCGCACACUUCAGCAGCACCGCGGAUAAUAGACGAUCACCUCCGGCGGGAUUUAACCGGGUGUGAGUGUUGGAUGGCCGAGCGAUAGGCUCAGAGACGGUCUGGCAGGAUGAACUCUUUCCCGUCCAUGGACAGACACAUCCAGCAAACCAACGACCGGCUCCACUGCAUCAAACAGCACCUGCAAAAUCCAGCAAACUUCCAGACGGCGGCGACCGAGCUGUUGGACUGGUGCGGAGACCCACGAGCGUUUCAGCGGCCCUUUGAGCAAAGCCUGAUGGGAUGCCUAACGGUGUUGAGUCGUGUCGCCGGUCAGCAGGGUUUCGACAUGGAUCUGGGCUAUCGGCUGCUGGCCGUUUGUGCUGCACACAGGGACAAAUUCACCCCCAAAUCAGCAGCGUUGCUGUCCUCGUGGUGUGAGGAUCUGGGUCGACUUCUGCUGCUGCGUCAUCAGAAAAGCAAGAACCCGAUGCAGGACAACAUUGACAACAUGAAACCGGCUCUGUCACAUGGUGACGCAUCAUGUCAAUAUGACUCCGUCUCCUGGCAACAAAACACCAAUCAGCCUUCGGGCUCUGUUUCCGUGGUGACCACCGUAUGGGGGGUGACCAAUACAUCACAGAGUCAGGUGUUGGGGAACCCCAUGGUGAACCCAAAUAUCCACAUGAACCCUGUGACGGGAGGUAAUGGAGGUCUGAACCCGGGACAGUUUAAUGGACAGCAGCAGUUUUCCUCCAAGGCCAAUCCAAACCAGGCCUUCAUGCAGCCGGGGAUGUACGAGAGAUCCAGUUACCCUGGAGGAGGAUUCGGGAACAGUUACGGGGGCCGUCCUAACCACACAGGUGGGAUGGGCCUCCCAGCACAGACACGCCCCCCUUCUGACUUCAGCCAACCAGCUGCUGCCGCCGCCGCCGCUGCUGUUGCUGCUGCUGCUGCUACGGCGACCGCUACGGCCACGGCAACGGUCGCCGCACUACAGGAGACGCAUCACAAGGACAUGAACCAAUGCGGCGCGAUGUGUUCCUCCUUUCAAAUGGGACCAAACCAUGCUUACAGCACUUCUUUUGUGAAUCAGCCCGGUCCCCGGGGGCCCCCUGCUCACCCUGGGGCCAUUAACAUGGGGCAGCCUCGGGGUCAGACGGGGUCAUACGGGGGUCAGAGGACAGAGCAGGGGGUGAAGAGACCGUAUCCUGGAGAGGGGAGCUACGGGCCGCAGUAUGGACCAAACGGGCAGUUUUCCUCUCAGCAGGGUCAGUAUCUGAACCCUGUCCCCACCAGAGGCGUCUCGUCUCCGCAUUACAGCGCUCAGAGGACGCCAGCACAGAGCCAGACCGGCUACAAGGAACCCAGCAGUAACUUCAGCACGGGAAACUUUCAUUACACUGGGCCUCCACGGCCGAUGGGCAGUUACCCUCACUCUCCAUUAGCGGGUGACCCCACGCCCCCCGUGACCCCAGGAAGUAAUAUUCCACAGUAUCUGUCGCCAAACCAGGACAUGAAGCCCCCGUUUCCUCCUGAUAUCAAACCCAACAUUAAUGCAUUGCCGUCUGCUCCAGUAAAUCCUAACGAGGAGCUCCGGCUGACGUUCCCGGUUCGGGACGGUGUGGUUCUGGAGCCGUUCAGACUGGAGCACAACCUGGCCGUCAGUAAUCACACCUUCCACCUACGGCCCACCGUCCACCAGACGCUCACGUGGAGGUCUGAUCUGGAGCUUCAGUUCAAGUGUUAUCAUCAUGAAGACAGACAGACGUACACAAACUGGCCGGCGUCUGUGCAGGUCAGCGUCAACGCCACACCGCUCACCAUCGAGCGCGGCGACAACAAGACUUCCCACAAACCCCUGCACCUGAAGCACGUGUGUCAGCCGGGCCGAAACACCAUCCAGAUCACAGCGACGGCCUGCUGCUGUUCGCACCUGUUCGUCCUGCAGCUGGUUCACCGGCCGUCGGUUCGAUCCGUGCUGCAGGGUUUACUGAAGAAGAGACUCCUCACCGCAGAACACUGCGUCGCUAAAGUGAAGAGGAGCUUCAGCAGCGUGGCUGUGUCUGUCGGUGAUGAUGGCGUGGAGCAGACGGCCAUCAGAAUCUCUCUAAAGUGUCCGAUCACGUUCAGACGCAUUCAGCUGCCGGCGAGAGGCCAUGACUGCAAACAUGUGCAGUGCUUUGACCUGGAGUCCUAUCUAGAGCUGAACUGUGAGCGGGGCACAUGGAGAUGUCCGGUGUGCAAUAAACCGGCUCUGUUAGAAGGUCUGGAGGUGGAUCAGUACACGUGGGGGGUCUUGAACGCUCUUCAGAACACAGAGUUUGAGGAGGUCAUGAUAGACCCCUCGUGCAACUGGAGGCCAGUGCAGAUCAAAUCUGAGCCACACAUAAAGGAAGAUCCGGACGGGUUGAUGUCCAAGCGCUUCAAAACCAUGAGUCCCAGUCAGAUGGUGCUGCCAAAUGUGAUGGACAUGAUCACUCAGCUCGGCCCGGGAGUAUCUCCAUACCCCAGCAACAGCAGCACGAUCCAGUACAUCAGCCCAGGCAACCGUUUCCAGGGCCACAGUAAGUUUGGUGACUAUCCCCAUGGCAACGCAGCAUCAUCAUCAACAGUGAGUGAGUUCGUUCAGAGGCCACACCUGUCUUACCCCCCCGCUGACCUCUUGACCUCUGAGAGCCAGAUACGCACGCUGCAGGACGCCACGCCUCACCCCUUCAACACAGAUCAAUCCCAUAAUCCUCUGCAGCACAGUAUGCAGCCCCAUGCCUGUAGGCCGCCGCCCACCCAGCACAGCUCCGCCCCCGGCGGUCACAUGCACCCAGAGAUGACCUUUAACCCCUCGUGUGGAGGUCAGAGCAGACCAGACAUGCGCGAGGCCUCCUUACAACUGCUUCCAGAUCUGACGAAUACAGACGAUCUUCUGUCAUACCUGGAUCCUGCAGAGCUUCCCAGCAGCAGCAACGAUGACCUGCUGUCUCUCUUUGAGAAUAACUGAGACAUCAGACCCUCGACUAGCUGCUGCUUCAUACUUGACAAACACAAAUGCACUUACCGUCACUUCCUCUUCCUGUACAGACUACAGAUUUCAAAACCAGCGUUGACAGACGGACGGAUGCCGACAGUAACCUUAUCACUGCAUGCAGUACCUUAUUUUUAUCUCAGAACGACUGAAAGCAUUUUGAUUGUCGCUUAAUUUCAGCAAAUUAAUGCGAGAAAUCUGCAAUGAACGCAGUCUUUUUUACCACGUGAGAGUCUAGUCAAUAUGUGUGCUAGCGUUUUUCUACUCGCUUAGAUUUUGAUAAUAAAAAGAAAAACAUCCGUCCGCUGUCAUACUGUGUUCAUGUUACUCCUCCACGUCAAAUAAGCUGUUUUUGUUCAUCGUUUUAAUGUUCAGAAGCGUUUCAGAGGCAAUUCUCAAACGUUCAAUCGAAGCACAGCUCUUAUUCAAAACAAAUCACGUUUUUUGGAAACGUAAAGGGAAAAAAUAGAAAUCAAGCUCCCACCGUGCAAUUAUCUAUCUAGUUCACUUCUGUUCAUAAUGCAGUUGUGUUAUUUUUGAGAAGCUCGUGUAAAUAUUUGUGAAUACAUUUGUUUUGAUAGGUCAUCCAUGUUUCUUCUGUU
Molecule: messenger RNA, 3670 nt
Organism: Carassius carassius (crucian carp)
Lineage: Eukaryota; Metazoa; Chordata; Actinopteri; Cypriniformes; Cyprinidae
Product: zinc finger MIZ domain-containing protein 1-like
Exons: 22
Coding region: 177-3044 (955 amino acids)
Biological process (GO): regulation of transcription by RNA polymerase II; protein sumoylation
Molecular function (GO): zinc ion binding; SUMO ligase activity
Source: RefSeq, a predicted model, not a curated record